Molecule: messenger RNA, 1715 nt
Organism: Lactuca saligna
Lineage: Eukaryota; Viridiplantae; Streptophyta; Magnoliopsida; Asterales; Asteraceae
Source: the annotation of a GenBank genome assembly
AGGUGAUUGAAAACCCACACGGACAAAGAUCUGAUAUAUUCAGAAGACGUGGGCGUUUUAUCUCCUCAAGAACACUUUCAUUACCUUCAAUUCCACACACACACACACACACACACAGACACAGUUCCUCUCUUCACACUUCCUCUCUCUAGAAAGAAAAACCCAUUACUGAAAAGAUUCUGGUUUUUCGAUUUCAUCAUCUGGUAUCUCCAAUGGCUACCUGGGUGUUAUCAGAAUGUGGUUUAAGACCACUUCCCAGACUUUAUUCUAAUCCCAGAACACGAAUCUCGAGUUCCGCCUUUCCGAAUUCAAUCAGAAUAGCUCCGUCGUCGUCAAAGAUUUUCCGGCCAAAUUCAUCGGUUUCAAGAGACAGGAGGUGGGCACUGAAGGUGAGUGCGCCGGUGGGUGUCCAAUUUGUAGAAGAAGACGAAAAGAUUAACGUCGGAGAAAGUGAUUUCAACCCCGGAGCACCACCACCCUUCACAUUGGCUGACAUCAGAGCCGCCAUCCCAAAACAUUGCUGGGUGAAGAAUCCAUGGAAGUCGAUGAGUUAUGUGUUAAGAGAUGUGGUGGUGGUUUUUGGGUUGGCGGCGGCGGCGGCUUAUUUUAACAAUAUGGUGGUUUGGCCUCUGUAUUGGGUUGCUCAAGGAACAAUGUUCUGGGCUCUUUUUGUUCUUGGCCAUGAUUGUGGCCAUGGAAGCUUUUCUAAUAAUGCAAAACUCAAUAGUGUAGUUGGUCAUCUUCUUCAUUCUUCAAUUCUUGUACCUUACCAUGGAUGGAGAAUUAGCCAUAGAACUCAUCAUCAAAACCAUGGCCAUGUUGAGAACGAUGAAUCUUGGCAUCCAUUAUCUGAGAAGAUUUAUAGAAGUUUAGAUACGGCAACUCGGAUGUUGAGAUUCACUUUGCCUUUCCCUAUGCUUGCUUACCCUUUCUAUCUGUGGGGUCGAAGUCCAGGAAAGAAAGGGUCUCAUUUUCACCCAGAGAGCGAUUUAUUUCUGCCUAAUGAGAAGAAAGAUGUGAUCACAUCAACCGUUUGUUGGACAGCCAUGGCUGCCCUUCUUGUGGGUUUGUCCUUUGUAAUUGGCCCACUUCAAGUACUUAAACUCUAUGGCAUCCCCUAUUUGGGAUUUGUGAUGUGGCUUGAUUUAGUAACCUACUUGCAUCACCAUGGCCAUGAAGACAAGCUCCCAUGGUACCGUGGCAAGGAAUGGAGUUACCUAAGAGGAGGGCUAACAACACUCGAUCGUGACUAUGGAUGGAUCAAUAACAUCCAUCAUGACAUAGGAACCCAUGUCAUACAUCAUCUUUUCCCUCAAAUCCCACACUAUAACUUAAUAGAGGCAACCGAAGCUGCAAAACCAGUGCUUGGGAAAUAUUACAGGGAGCCAAAGAAAUCAUCGCCAAUUCCAUUCCAUUUGCUUGGAGUUGUUGCAAAUAGUAUGAAAAAAGAUCAUUACGUGAGUGAUGAAGGGGAUGUUGUAUACUAUCAAACUGACCCCAAGCUUUGAACCAAUCUCUUUGUAUAAUUACAUUCAUAUCCCCAUAAAUUUGUUGAGGGUUAUUUAUUAUGUUAAUAUUUUGUAACACAUGUAAGCUAAAAAGUACGUUUGCUUUUAUAGAGGAAAAGGAAUAUUGUUGUCCACAUACAUCUCUAUCUUAAAGGACCAUUAUUAUCUAUCCUUGGAUACAAAUGAAUCUAUACAUGAUAAGUGGAC